CUAUUUGGGAAGAUAAGAAUGGAAAUUUAUGUGAAUUACAAUUGGUUAAAAAUAAAUUGUGAAAUAAGAAUGGAAAUUUAUGUGAAUUACAAUAGGUUAAAAAUAAAUUGUGAAGUGUUCAAUAUGUUUCAUUUGACUAGAAUUUUUAAUUCGGCACAAGUUUCGGAUCUCUAUGGACCUCUGUAAUGUUCUAUUCUUAAUUUUAGGGUUUCUUUGGUGCGACUCAGUAUCACUCCCUACUAAAGUAGCACUUGAAAUUCGACUUUUGGGUUCUCUGCUUUUUUCUCCUCGGUAUAGGCGCACUGUUUUAUCGGAUUAUAGUUUUGAGUUCAAGAAGAGCUCUGGGAAGCCCUAAAUUUUAAAGUAACUGGAAUCGGGGGAUAAUUGGCAAAGUGAUAAACUUAUGCUUGGAUUAUCUUGCUCUUUUUCCUGCUGUCAGUGACAUGAAAGUUGGUUAUCCAUAAGAGUUGUUAGUUCUUUUUCCAGCGGCUGAGAAAGAAUGGGCUCUGCUUGUUGUGUUGCUGCAAGGGAUAGAACUAUAACAAACAGAUCGUCAAGUGAAGUUUUGCAAAGGAAUGUCAGGUAUUCACCAUCAUGGAGCUGUCGAUGGGAUAAUCGUGGACGAGUAGCUGGGGAAGAGACAUCUGUAAAUUGGUUGCUUGAUGAAGGUGCUGGCAAUAAUCGUUUGGAUGCCAAAUCUGGGACAACAAUAGGAACUGCCUUCGGUUCUGAAGAUGGUAGCUCAUUGGAUAGUUUCCGGUCACUUCCAUGGCAGAAGUCCCCAAUUACUGAUAGAAAUGCUGGGAUUUUAAGGCUUCCAUCAUCUGAUUCAUCUACUGCACAGAAUUUGACAGAGGUGAAGGAGUCCGCAGAAUUCCCAGUGGUUUCAUAUCCAUCUCCUGUAAAGCUGUCUCCUUCAGCACCUUCGGUUUCAUCUCCUUUAUCAUCCCACGGUCACCUGCUUCAUCCAAACUCAAGUCCUUCAAGGUGCCAUCACCGUUCUCCUGGACACCAGCUAUUACGGCAAGUAUCAGAUAGUCGGAUUCCAGUAUAUAAGUCACCGACAUUAUCAAUAUCCGAAGAGGAGUCAUCCUUUGUGCUCCCUGAAUUGUGUGAUGAUUCGACAAGGGGAUCCAACAGGGAGUCUUCUGAUAGUUGGUCAAUUCCUGCCUUCUCUGAGCUCAUGGCUACUCGAAGAGAGAGGAGGUCAUUUGAUAGUGAAUUAUCGGGUUCGUAUCGUGACAAAAUAACAAGGUCUAAUGGAAGAAAUUCAGCAUCUCUUUCUUUUGAUCUCCAAACUUGUGGUGUUUGUGCGAAGCCUUUAACUCAGAGAUCUUCAUGGCGGAGCCAAGAACUCGCUGCUGUUGCAGUUUUAGUUUGUGGGCAUGUGUAUCAUGCUGAGUGCCUGGAGAAUAUGACAUCGGAAGCCGACAAAUAUGACCCAGCUUGUCCAGUCUGUACUUUUGGGGAGAAGAGGGCUUUGAAGAUGUCCGCAAAGGCAUUGAGAUCUGAAAUGGAUUUGAAAGUCCGAAAGCAAUCCAGGAAUCGCGUUGUCAGUAGUGAUCUUAGUGGUGAUUUCGUGAUGUUUGAUAAUCAGAAAAACAUUAGGCUGGAAGGAAGGGGUCCCAAGUUGAGCUCAAGUUCCAGCAUGAAGAGCUCUUUAGGAAUGCCUUUCUUGAAACGGCACUUCUCUUUUGGGUCCAAGGGGAGUAUAUCCUUGGCAGAGAAUCAUUCUACACGAAGAAGGGGAUUUUUCUGGCCAAAAUAGUGAGGAAUGAGCUUCCUUAUGGAUCUAAGAGAAUUUAAGAGAUCUAUCCUAGUUCAAUGUUCAAAGAUCGAUAAUUCUUGUACAUCUGAUUCCACGAGCACGUCAUCCUCUGAUUAACUGACUAGCAGGAUUAAGUCAUCAUCAUCUUCCCGAGGAACAAUGGUGUCAUCUGCAGGAAUAGGGUUAGCUAAGGUACACUCUGUGUAUGGUGCAUAAUUUAAAUUGAUUUCAUGUUAUUCUAUAGAAAAACAAAAAAUAGUAGAAGGAUAUCGAUUGUGAGGCUGAUUCUCUUUUGUUCCAUAUAUUGAAAUUCAGUUGUUUUCUAUUUUAUGUGCAUCAUAUAAUAUUGGAAGACCUCUCCAUGUAUAUGGUUAAGGAGUUUAUAGUUAUCUUCCUUUCAUUGCC
This is a messenger RNA of Olea europaea var. sylvestris, 2173 nucleotides long. RefSeq lists its product as uncharacterized. The transcript is spliced from 6 exons. The record is from RefSeq and is a predicted model, not a curated record. NCBI's taxonomy places the organism in Eukaryota, Viridiplantae, Streptophyta, Magnoliopsida, Lamiales, Oleaceae. The coding region runs from base 500 to 1768 and encodes 422 amino acids.